This is a messenger RNA of Cannabis sativa, 3483 nucleotides long. RefSeq names its product auxin response factor 18. Bases 927 to 3032 code for a protein of 701 amino acids. The transcript is spliced from 4 exons. NCBI's taxonomy places the organism in Eukaryota, Viridiplantae, Streptophyta, Magnoliopsida, Rosales, Cannabaceae. Gene Ontology annotation, biological process: response to hormone; regulation of DNA-templated transcription. Gene Ontology annotation, molecular function: protein binding; DNA binding. The record is from RefSeq and is a predicted model, not a curated record. Gene Ontology annotation, cellular component: nucleus.
AGUAGCAGUAUUACUAAUAGUACCGCUAGUUGUUUUUUUUUUCUCAAUAUUUUGGACUCUUGCAUGAUCCAAAAGGUUGCUGUGGCUUUUUUCUUUUUGUUUUUGUUUGAAAAUGGAGUUCUAUCUUGUGUUGUGUGUCGGCCAUUGAGUGUUCGAUUGAAUCUCUGAGCCAAGGAGAAGAAAAACAAAGAAGACGAGAAAAAGGAAAAGAAGAUUCAAUUUUUUUUUCUUUUCAAUUUCCCACACCAAAAAGUUUCCAACUGGGUUCUUCUUUUUGUUUUUGUUUUCUCAACUAAUUACUUUUAACUGAAGAAAUUUGAGAGCUUUGUUUUAUAGUUUCUUCAUUCUUGGAUCGUUGAAGCAGAGUUAGCUCGGAAUUUUUUAUCUGAGAAGUUAAAGGAAUUGAAACGAAGUCGUUUAGGAUUCUUUUCUGGGUAGAGGGACUGUGAGUUAGUUUGGGUUAAAAAGAGUCUUACUGUUGAGGCUGCUCCACUGGUUUCAUUGAGUGUACACUUUAUUAGGGUUUUUGUGUGUUUUUCAAAUUAAGUUUAUUGUGUUUUGAUGGUUGAAGUUUUCUAAGGGAGGUUUUUUCUUUCUGGGAUGAGUGAUGUAAUUGAAGCAUUGAAUUUAAGAGGGGAGAGGGAGCAAAGAUAUUUCGAAGCUGGUCUGUUUUUCUGUUUAUUCUUAAUUAUGGGGUUCUAUAGAAUUAGUGGUAUUGAUUGUGGGUAUUGUUUUAUGUGGAGUUUUAGAACAGAUUCCUUUGGUGAAUCGUGCCACAAAGUUUAGAUCUUCCAUCUCUACUUUGGUCUUCUUUAUCUAUUUAAGGUCUUAUUUGAUAAAGGAAUCAAAAACUAGUAAAGGGUGUUCAUUUCUGGGAAGAUUUUGUAGUUUUUCCUUUUUUUUUUUCAAAAGAAUUAUCACUUAAGAUGAUUACGUUUAUGGAUUCAAAAGAGAAACUUAAAGAGGUGGAGAAGUGUUUAGAUCCUCAGUUAUGGCAUGCCUGUGCUGGAGGUAUGGUUCAGAUGCCAAUGGUAAAUGCAAAGGUGUUUUACUUCCCUCAAGGCCAUGCCGAACAUGCCUGUGGUCCUGUUGAUUUCAGCAAAAUCCUCAGGAUUUCAUCUUUCACACUAUGCAAAGUUUCUUCCAUUAAAUUCAUGGCUGAUCCUGAGACUGAUGAGGUUUUUGCCAAGUUAAGGUUGAUUCCUUCUUCUGCUGGUGUGAAUGAGCUUGGCUUUGAUGAUGAUGGUAUUGGAGGAGGGCUUAAUGGGUCUGAAGCUCAAGAGAAACCAGCAUCAUUUGCCAAGACUUUGACCCAGUCAGAUGCCAACAAUGGUGGUGGAUUCUCAGUACCAAGAUACUGUGCCGAAACCAUCUUUCCACGUUUGGAUUACAAUGCCGAUCCCCCUGUUCAGACUAUCCUUGCUAAGGAUGUUCAUGGCGAAACAUGGAAAUUCAGACAUAUAUAUAGAGGGACGCCAAGGCGGCAUCUUUUGACAACAGGAUGGAGUACUUUUGUUAACCAUAAGAAGCUGGUUGCUGGGGAUUCAAUUGUGUUUUUAAGAGCUGAAAAUGGCGAUCUCUGUGUUGGUAUUCGUCGUGCUAAGCGGGGUAUGGGAGGUGGAACGGAGUCCUCUUCGGGUUGGAAUCCAACUGGUGGGAAUUGUGCUAGUCCUUAUGGAGGAUUUGCUGCUUUUUUAAGGGAUGAAGAGAACAAGAUGUUGAGAAAUGGUAAUGGUAAUGGAACGAACUCGAAUGGUAGUCUGAUGGGGAAGGGGAAAGUGAGGCCCGAAUCAGUUAUUGAAGCUGCAACACUUGCUUCUAAUGGUCAACCAUUUGAGGUUGUUUACUACCCUCGAGCUAGUACUCCUGAGUUUUGUGUCAAAGCGUCCUUGGUAAGAGCCGCAUUACAGAUCCGUUGGACCCCUGGAAUGAGGUUCAAGAUGGCCUUUGAAACCGAAGAUUCUAGCCGAAUAAGUUGGUUUAUGGGAACUAUAUCUUCUGUCCAGGUUUCUGAUUACCAUCGCUGGCCUGAUUCUCCAUGGAGACUACUCCAGGUUUCAUGGGAUGAACCUGAUCUACUUCAAAAUGUGAAACGAGUUAGUCCGUGGUUGGUAGAAUUGGUGUCUAACAUGCCGGCCAUUCAUCUCUCACCAUUCUCACCACCAAGAAAGAAAUUGAGAUUGCCCCAGCAUUCAGAUUUCCCACUUGACACUCAUAUUCCAAUGCCGAGUUUCACCGGCAAUCUCUUUGGUCACAGUAACAACUUUAGUUGUCUGUCCGAAAACACUCCUGCUGGCAUGCAGGGAGCCAGGCAAGCUCAUUUUGGUCUAUCUUUAUCAGAUCUUCACUUCAAUAAACUGCAACCGAGCCUUUUCCAGGCUGGUUUCCCACCAUUCGAUCAUGGUGCUGCGCCCGCUAAGUUCCCCAACAAUGCAAUGAAUCAGAAGCCGCUGAGCCUCAAUGAAAAUGUUUCUUGCUUGUUAACAAUGUCCCAUACCGCACAAACACCUAAGAAGUCUACUAAUGAUGUAAAGACACCGCAGCUCAUACUCUUUGGUCAACCGAUACUAACAGAACAGCAGAUCUCUUUAAGCUGUUCUGGUGAUACAGUCUCGCCAGUUCUUACUGGAAACAGUUCAUCAGAUGGGAAUGGUGAUAAAGCAGCUAACUUUUCUGAUGCUUCUGGCCAACAACGACGCUCACCCUGCGAAGGGCUCCAAUGGAAUAAGGAGACUGAGCCGAACUUGGAAACUGGUCACUGUAAAGUUUUCAUGGAGUCAGAAGAUGUAGGGCGCACCCUUGAUCUCUCUGUGCUUGGCUCUUACAAUGAAUUGUAUAGGAAACUUGCAGACAUGUUUGGAAUAGAAAACUCUGAAACACUAAGCCAUGCUCUCUAUCGCGAUGGCACAGGUGCAGUAAAGCACAUCGGAGAUGAACCAUUCAGUGAGUUCACGAAAACCGCGAGGAGGUUGACAAUUCUAAUGGAUUCGGGAAGCGACAACGUAGGACAUGUAAAGACAGACAAACAUUAGCUCAAUUGUGCAGCCUCAAAUGAUUUAUAAUCUCUUAGUUCCUUCCCAAUGCUGACCAAAAAUUCUACCUUGUGAAGCCACUCUGAUCCAACCAAAGACUCUUCACAUUAUUGUUAUUCUUCUUUUUUGCCCAAUUUUGGUCGAAGAAAUAAGUCUUUGAUCAAAUAAUUUACGACUAUUUUCCAUGGCAGUUUUGUUUGUUUGUUUGUUUGGUUUUAAUAUUAUUCUACAGCCUCAAAAUCCCCUGCUUCUACACAUGUACAAGUGGUUUAUAGAACAUGGUGUACUAAUAUUUCUAAAUACCAUGUUCCAUAACACUUUUUGGUUAUGACCGAUUUCAAGUUUUACUUUUGGAGAUGUAUAUUAUUAAAUUUAAGCAGUGUUGUUUUUCUUCUUAUACUUGUAUAGUCUGAACACUACUUACUGAUAAUAAGUGCUUUUUAUUGGUCUA